AUGAUUGAAAUUGUUUGUAAUGACCGAGUUGGUCGUAAGGUUCGAGUCAAGGCUCUUCCUGAUGAUACCAUUGGUGACUUUAAGAAACUUCUUGCCGCUCAAAUUGGCACAGAUCCUACCAAAAUCAUACUUAAAAAGGGUUACACUGUUUAUAAGGAUCACAUUACUUUGGCCGACUACGAAAUUCAUAAUGGAAUGAACUUGGAACUAUAUUAUGCAUAA
Molecule: messenger RNA, 222 nt
Organism: Magnusiomyces paraingens
Lineage: Eukaryota; Fungi; Ascomycota; Dipodascomycetes; Dipodascales; Dipodascaceae
Exons: 3
Coding region: 1-222 (73 amino acids)
Biological process (GO): mRNA splicing, via spliceosome; protein modification process
Cellular component (GO): cytoplasm; nucleus
Molecular function (GO): protein tag activity
Source: RefSeq, a predicted model, not a curated record